AGUUUGUGCUCGACAGAUCGAUGCCGCAAUCGCAGCAGCAGCAGCAUCUUGUACAGCAAACACAAACUACGCACCAGCGACGUGAAGAGCGUCGUUUUUCAUCACAUCCAAGGCAAAGAAGAGACAGUGGAAGAACGAUACAUUCUGAAGACAGAAUGGUUGCUUCCAGUGAAAGCAAACGGAAAACGUAUGUUUUAAUUGAUUCAUCAAACAUUUGGCACGCAGCUCAGUCAUUAUUGGAACAACGCAUUCCAUUGAAGUCUGUAGGUAGAGACGACGGAGUGUCCGACUUGGAGUCAAGUGAUACUAUUCGCGACCAGUUGUUUGCCACUUUCAGUUGGUCUCAUACGAAAGAUAACCCUCUUCGUGUACGAGUAGUGUGGCCAAAGAUAAUUCGUUUUUUUACUGGAAUUUUACCUAAAAAUGCUGAAGUUUGGGCUUUUUUGUCUUUGCCAAUAGACAAGCUGACGCAGACGGGCAAAAUGAAGAGUGUACAGAAGGGGAAAAUAAUAUCCCUGGGGCGGUUAGAAGAAGAGGACAUUGUCAAGCAUAUUUGGGAAGGGUUGGAUUAUCAUUGUAAAUUCGAUUGUUAUGAUGAAAAUGGAAAACAAACCAAGAAAGGCAUAAAUCUUGACAUUAGACCUCGUGAAGGCAAAGAAAAGGCAGUUGACGUGGCGCUUUGCAAAAAAGGAUUUGAAAUUCCUAUAAAUUCCGAAGUGUACAUAUUCUCUGGCGACGGGGACAUGAUUCCUCUUUACGAAGGCCUGCUUGAAAAAAACUGUAGUGUGCACGCAUGCAGCUGGUCUUGGAGUUUAGCAUCAGCUAUCUCUAAUCUAGAACGUAUUUCAGUGCACAUUAUGGAUCGGUACUACUUUCAAGUCACAAAAUUUCUUCCUCAUCAUGAGUAUAUAAGCCUACGAUGGUUCGGCACGCAAGAGCACUGGAAGUUACAGUCGGGAGAAGACUAUUACGAAGAAAAGAAAAUUGUGGAAUUUCUACUAAAUAAUGUGGAAAUUCUACCGUGCUCUUUCUACAUCAAGUGGAACGACGACAACGGAGAUAUUACCUUUCGCUUUUUUGUUAACAGCCAUUUUGAAAGUGAGGAGUUAGCUCAUCAUGAUCCCGCUGUAGCGAGAAGAGAUGAAGUUUGUAAGAAACUAACCCUAGAAGAACACUUUGGAAAGAUUCGAUUACAAGUUGUGAAAGAAAGCAAAAUCAACGUAGAAGAUGACAGCGACGAUGUUCUCGGGCUUGUUUUCGACGAAAAUUUUAUAAGCGAAUCAAAGGAAUAACUUUUUAAAUAACGUGAUUAAUGUUUAAAUCUAACUGUAAAACUACGCUGGUUGCAGAUUUCUGUAUAAUGCUGAAGCGCUAUGACGUAUCUGGAUACAUCAUCUAGAUCUAGAUACAUAGAUAGCCGUAGUGUGUGUGUGUGUGUGUGUGUGUGUGU
This is a messenger RNA of Corticium candelabrum, 1450 nucleotides long. RefSeq lists its product as uncharacterized. Bases 21 to 1292 code for a protein of 423 amino acids. The record is from RefSeq and is a predicted model, not a curated record. NCBI's taxonomy places the organism in Eukaryota, Metazoa, Porifera, Homoscleromorpha, Homosclerophorida, Plakinidae. The transcript is spliced from 2 exons.